Messenger RNA from Opisthorchis viverrini, 1021 nucleotides. RefSeq lists its product as hypothetical. Bases 1 to 765 code for a protein of 254 amino acids. NCBI's taxonomy places the organism in Eukaryota, Metazoa, Platyhelminthes, Trematoda, Opisthorchiida, Opisthorchiidae. Gene Ontology annotation, biological process: mitochondrial electron transport, NADH to ubiquinone. The record is from RefSeq and is a predicted model, not a curated record. The transcript is spliced from 4 exons.
AUGCGAACCCUCGCGCUGGCAAGCAUAGUGCCCCGCGCUGAGAACAUAAAGAGCAGUGCUACACCCUUUUUUCACUUGUGCCUUUCAGGUGAACGACAGCCACUGACCGACAAGUACCAAAGUGAUCCGGAAUCUUGGGCAAAAGCCUCGAUCCUGUGUAUCAAUCCUAACCUUGAGAAGGGAAUCUUGUCUGGAGUCACGCUCCUUGGAAGCCUUCCCCGGAUAUAUAUGGUGUCCUUGGAUAUCCCGCUGCCUACAUAUGAAGAGUUAGAGACACCAGAGAUUAAGCUAACUGCAGUGCCAUUGCUCGCAGCUGGUAUACACCUUGGGAAGUUUUGCGAUGAGCAGUGCAAGGAGUUCAUGUUAUGUCGUUACGAGACCCACGAUCCCCGUGCGUGUCUUAAAGAGGGGAAACUUGUCACGAGUUGCGCUCAAGAUUUCUUCAGACGGGUGAAAAAACACUGCUCAGAGGAAUUCACUAGUUAUUUUACAUGUCUUCAUAAGUAUGGCGGCCCGUCUUACAGUCUUGAAAGAUGUCGGUCAGUCCAAUAUCCUUUCGAUGCCUGUCUCAAAGAACAUCUGAAUCUAGACCGACCAGAACCUGGUUAUUUCAAUCGUGUUCGACUACACAAGACCGAUCGACCUAAACCAGAGCCUAUGCUUGCUCCGAUGCCAGAGCAACUGCCUGACCUACCGAACUUUGCAGAUCUUCCGGAACCCAAGCGUAUGAAGGAGCGCCGAAAAAUCAACGACUGGUUCUUAUGACACAACACCCUUGUUACUCCCUGUUUCUAGAUUGGUAGCCUUUAGCGCUCCUCGCGGGAAGUCGAUCAAAUUACACUUCAUUCUUCUCUUUACCUUCUUCACUUUCUUAAAUGGACUAGCAUUCAAUUCAGUUGCAUGAAGGAUUUUCCUGAUGGGCCUGAUUGUUGCUACAUUGUUCUGUUCAAAAUAAUUCGAACUCAGUUCAUGCGCUUGAGUGACCCUGGUUUCAACAUCCACUAGCUGUCAGCUGCAGGAC